Asterias rubens (European starfish) is the source of this 4718-nucleotide messenger RNA. Its product is annotated as SEC14-like protein 5. The transcript has 14 exons. Gene Ontology annotation, cellular component: cytoplasm. Bases 269 to 2581 code for a protein of 770 amino acids. The record is from RefSeq and is a predicted model, not a curated record. NCBI's taxonomy places the organism in Eukaryota, Metazoa, Echinodermata, Asteroidea, Forcipulatida, Asteriidae.
CUCGACUACACCGCACAAACUGGGCGAUGGUCACAGCAGUCUGCGCUUUAUUUGUGUAAGUCACCAUUUCACAAAUAACUGGAGAUUUUGUGGGGAAAGUCACCGAUUCAUUCCGCGUGUAGCUGUGUCAUGCUGUCAAAAUGAUAUGUCUUCGUGGUGUAUGAAAGAUAUUGAGAGAAAUGAAGUGCUGAUCGUACGAAGUUUCACUUCGUGUAUUUGUUGUGCUGUCGAGGUUUGCUAGCAGAAGCAACAGCAGAAAGAAAGCAGAAUGGUACAGAAUUACAAAUCACCCGUAAGGGUGUACAAGCACUCUUUUGAGCUUGUCAUGGCGGCAUAUCAGAAGAGAUUCCCCACCUGUAAAAUGAUACCCAUUUUCUUGGGCAGUGAGAUUUUGUCGGAGUACAAGAGUGAAGAUGGUGCCAUACAUAUCACGGAGAGACGAUGCAAGCUCAACAUGGAUGCUCCCUACCUACUGAAAAAGAUCGUAGGUGUGGAUUACAUUUACUUCAUCCAGAAGAAUUCUUUGAAUUGGCGUGAGAGGACGCUGAAGAUUGAGGCGUACAACGAGAGUUUCUCAUCAAGGAUUAUUGUCAUUGAAGGAUGUACAUAUUUUAUUCACCCUGAGAAUCCAGACUGGACGUGCUUUGAACAGACGGCUAGUCUUGAGGUCAAGUCGUUCUUUGGUUUCGAGAACACUGUUGAGAAGUUCGCCGUCAAACAGUAUGCAGCAAGUCUUAAAAAGGGUAAAGAGAUCCUUCUGUACUACAUCAAUGAGCUAAUAGAAGAAGGAUUCGAACCCGGACCCACCUGGGCUGAAGUCCACAAAGACGAUCCCAUCCAGCCGGCUUCCGACCACUCUGAUUCAGAACCAUCGUCUCAGAGUGAGGAUGAGACGGAGGAGGAGUCCAAGAAGAGGCUGACCCUUGAGGUGCCUCAAGCCAUCAGCGCCAACGGUAAACACAGCGAUGGACACCAUCACCGAAACCACCACCACCAUAUUUAUGGUAGUAGCGAGAGAGCAAAUGACACCCCAUCGACGUCUGGGCUAAGAGGAGGAGAAACAAGCACAAAGGUCCAUAUGAGGAGGAGGAGACUCGCAUCCAGUGCAAUGGAGAAGGGUGCGGUGGGAGGAAUGGGAUCAGAAGAAGAAGUCUCUAAGGUUGACGAGGAUUACAUUGAGCAGUAUCUUGGUCCAUUGACAUUGCUUCAAGAAAGCAGACUCAUUCAACUCAGAGAAUGGCUCAGUGAGACACAUAAAGGAAAGAUGCCUAAGGACAUGCAUCUGCUUCGUUUCCUGAGAGCGAGAGACUUCAACACAGAGAAGGCCCACGAGAUGAUCACCGCCUCCCUGGCCUGGCGGAAACAACAUCAGGUGGAUAAGAUACUCAGUACAUGGGUGCCACCAGAGAUUCUACUCAUGUCAUUUGCAGGGGGAUGGCACUACCAUGACAGUGAUGGGCGGCCCCUCUACAUUGUACGGCUUGGUCAGAUGGAUGUGAAAGGUUUGAUCAAAGCGGCUGGAGAAGAGGCUAUCCUAAGACAUGUCUUGUCGAUCAAUGAGGAAGGCAUGAGGAGAACAGAAGAAGCCACAAAGAAAGCUGGUCGACCAAUAAGUUCGUGGACAUGCCUAGUGGAUUGCGAGGGUCUUUCAAUGCGCCAUCUGUGGCGACCAGGCGUCAAGGCUCUCCUCCGCAUGAUAGAAGUGGUGGAAGCCAACUACCCUGAGACGAUGGGCAAGCUUCUCAUCGUCCGAGCCCCGAGGGUCUUCCCCGUCAUCUGGACCCUGGUGUCCCCUUUCAUCGACGAGAACACAAGGCAGAAGUUCUUGAUCUACGGGGGAAAGAAUUACAUGGAGCAUGUUGGUGGUCUGCCGGACCAUAUUGAACAACAGUAUAUUCCUGACUUCCUGGGAGGGGAUUGCUUUUGUGAUAUCCCAGAGGGUGGUCUGAUCCCAAAGACGUGUUACCGCUCCAUGGAGGAUCUUCAGAAUCCAGAUGAGCUACCACUCUGCUCAGAGACUAUCUACAAGUCUGCAACGCUGCAGAAAGGGCUCCCUCAAGAGGUUGUGGUUCACAUAACGGACAUGCACCAAGUUCUGACCUGGGAUUUUGACAUCCUACGAGGGGACGUGGUUUUCUCAGUCCUGAUGUCCAGACAUCCGCUGACCGUCCACAAAGAGCCCAUGGGUCCCAUGGGACUGACCAAUACCGUGGUCAUUGAUAAGUCCAUGGUGUGUGGGGUGGACUACAGGCAGGUGGAGCUUCCGCUGAUUUGCAGGGCUGGAGCUAGCAUACAGGGUACUCACGUGUGUCAGGCGACAGGAUGGUAUAUCCUGCAAUGGAAGUUUUACAGCAAUGCUAAUCAGACCAAAGCAGACCAGGCGAAGGCCCAUCAACAAGGCAAGGGACAUCACCACCACCAUAAGUCAAAGGUCAUGUACUACUACGAAGUCUUAUCCCACGAAGAUUUCAGGGGCUCGAUGAGCAGCUUGAAAUCUGGCCACAGCGGUUUCUCAGCACUGAGCAUCAGUAGCACUGGCUCCAGCAAGGCCAGCGCCUCAAGCUCCCAGGUGUCCCGGUGACAAUCACAUCGCCACGAUUCUUAGCUCUUUUAAAGAAAAAAACUGUUCCUAUGAAAACAUAGCACACUUCAAAACGCUGUCAAUACCCUCAGAACGACCCCCGUUUAUAACCAAGCAAACUGUUCACUGUUCAUCCUCUUGGACCAAUAUCGGACACACUCCACCUUCAUUCGGAGUGAUUUCCCACCCCCUGGAAAAAAGAAUGACUUGGAGGAGCAGGGCAUUCCCCCUGGAAUGAGAACGUCACGAUGAACAUGUGCUGUAAAUCUAAACACAGGAUUUUGUAUAUUUGUGUGUAUGCGUACUACUGCCGCUCUUUAUGUGUGUUUCAGUCCGACAAUAACCUCAGUACCCGAACAUUGUGGCAACUUGCCGCAUGAUCGAAGUGAAUAUUGUGGCUACUGGCGUUUCAAGUCGGCAGUCUAAAAUGUCUAUGCUAUCUACCUGGCAAAAAAUGCUAGAGUGUAGUUGGGCUUUUCUCUAUGUUUCGAGGAACCCAAUGUAUAGAUGUAACACUUCAUGAAUCAUCUCAUUACUGAGUUUAGUCCUGCUAUCAGGACUUUGUGCCAAGAUAUUUCCUAAAAGCUCAACGCUUGCCAGUAGCUGCAACUACAACCUCAUCAUAACGUAUAAAGCCAGCCAGAAGUCAUUGGCCAAACUAUGGCAUCGGCAGUGACUACCGCCGGAUCGCUUAAAAGGACUAUUCUUCAAGGUUGUUGCUACAGCCAGCAGUCAGAGCCAAAGACGAUUGAUUCAGAUAUGACCUUCUCCUCUACUGGGGGUCAUGAUUGGUGAGGUCAAACAAGUUCAACGCCUUUAAAGUCGACACCCAUAGACUAAAUUUAUAAUACUACAUUACCUGCUGGAGUGUUGGUCCAAUAAUACCUUCUUAUCCCACCAUUAUGUAUAGCAUAAUCAAAGUAAAGUUCAAAGUUCACACAAGACGGUAGAGCAAAUUGGAACGUGAGAACCAUGCGCUUGUAAACUAUCCCCAAGUACACGGAGACCUCUUGUGAAGUUCAAACCGCCUUCCAGAAAAGCGGUUUAUAUUCUUCACAUUACUGGAAAGCUCUGUUAAAGAAAGAGGCUCAUAUAACACAUCCUUUUUCAUCUGGCAACUCACACCUGUUAUCUUCAUGUGAUUCCUUUUCUAAACAGUGAACUUAAAUGGAUCAUGCACAAACCAGUAGGCCUGCUGACUGCCCCAGGCAGAUUAAACUGCUCAUCCAAUAGGUUUAAUGACCUAAGUAAUUCAAUGUUAACUCACCCACUCACUAAAAAGGAUGUAUACAUGUACUUUGGAAUUUUUGUGGCAAAACUUUAAAAUUCUUUAAUGGAGCUUUCCCAUAACGACCAGUGUGAACUGAAUCAUGAUGUGUAAGAACAUGACCAUUUUAAACUUUUCAAAUCACAAAAAAAAGUCACUGCCUACAUAUUUGUGACAGUUAAAUACCUUUUCACUAAAGACACUCCCACUACACCAACUGCUUUACAAAAAUGCACUUACGCAAGACGGGCAUGUAGGGUUUCGCCCCUUGAUGAUGAAUCCAGUGUACUUGCACCACCAUCAACAAAAAUACGCUGUGAAGCUCUCUUGAUGGUGGCAGCUUGCUUACACUUUGUGGGACUUCAACAAAUUUGAUUUUUGUCCGACUUUUGCGCCUAGCUGAGAUUCCGAAUGGUCGAUUCUGAUUGGUCUAUUAUACGAACCCUUUAUUUUCCCGGUGCAGUAAAUGGAAUUCGUUUGAGACAAAAGGGGUUAUAGUCUGUUGUUUUGAAUUGCAAUUAUUAAUUGAAAUGAUUGUGUAGUGUACAUACUAUCCAGUAGUUCUCAGGGCAUUAUUAUGUAUUGCUACCACCGAGAACGAAUCAAUCAUGUAUCAUGUGUUGACGUUCUACUGUGUGUGGUAAAACUAAUUUUCAGUGUGUGGCUAAAGGCAAGUCACACUGCAGCGAUAACCAAAACGAUAACAAUCACGACGCAAAGAUAAUGCAUUCUAUUGGUUGAAUUGCUCCACGCAGAAUACACACACGCUAAUUCAACCAGUAGACGGGUGGCAUGGUGGGCUUGUGCGUAAAGCGCUCGUCCUCACACCAAGGUGACCCCGGUUUGAUUCAGGGCCUUAUGUGCGUUGGU